Messenger RNA from Triticum dicoccoides, 1062 nucleotides. Its product is annotated as outer spore wall assembly protein SHE10-like. The coding region runs from base 139 to 768 and encodes 209 amino acids. The transcript has 2 exons. Lineage: Eukaryota; Viridiplantae; Streptophyta; Magnoliopsida; Poales; Poaceae. The record is from RefSeq and is a predicted model, not a curated record.
UGCCUAUAAAUAGAGGAGCAAGAGCACGCUGUAGUACUCAUCCCAGCAUACAAACCAGUUCACUAGCUAGCUUUGCAUGGAGUAGAAUCACUGAUCGGCAAGAGCCCUCGGAGGAAGCAGCGAGUCAGCGAGUCAGGGAUGGAUGAGUAUACAAUCUUCCAUCUCAACUUUGUGAGCAUAUUAGAGGAGGUAGCUGAACAUUUCCAUUUGGAGCCGCCGGUAGUGUCGACAGUGAAGCGUUUUGAGGGCGAUGGGUACCAAGGUGCAGUACAUUUGCAGCUCACCCCAGAUGAUGAUAAUUCUUAUAAGACCAUCUAUGGGUAUGGUGAAGAUGCUAAAGAUGCUGGCAACCUUGCUGCACGGGAAGCACUCAAGUUUCUUCAUUUUUCUGUUAACUUUGCUUUGGUGGACCUGCAUAUGUAUGAGUACUGGGAGGUACUACUAACUCUAGUGCAGAAGGAGCAGCAACACCACAUAGAGAUGACACAACUAAACCAGUUUCAUGAGGCUUGCCGGCAGCAUGAGUUAGAGUAUCUUGAGCAAGAACAUGAUGACUGUGUUUAUGAGAUCAAGCAUGACCUCAACCUCCAGAUAGAGGACAGGGAUCGUUGGCUCAAAAUAAAAGAACACAAGAGUAAGAAACUGAAGCUGGAGCGUGAUCAGUUGGAGGAGUUGACCAACAAGCAGGAGAGUAAAAUCAUGGAGCUAAUGACAGAGAACAGAAGCCUCCGUGAGAAGCUGGCGGAAAAGCUACAGGCGCAUGAAUAGGAUGCGAACGGUGGCACUUAGAGAUAUGAAGCAACUGUUCCUAGCUUUUAAAUAAAUGGUUGUAGUAGUACUGUUUGUAUAUAACCUGCUAGGAACUGUUCUGGUAGUAGCCUUUUGGCUAGCUAUCACUAGCUUGUUGACAACUCUAGCAGUAUGGGUGUCUAUAGUAGAGUGGCUGGAGGGAGACGUGGAUGGCAGCAACACAUCUAGUAGACAGGAUGCGUAAUUUUGAUUGUACUACUGCUUUCCUCUUUAAUAAUCAGCUAGACCUGGUAUAUAUGUAUAUGAUGCAUG